CAACUUCUGAGCGUUCCCUCCCAGGGACCUCCGAGAAAUCUGGACCCUGCAGCUUCUUUUGGCUCCUUGACUCCUCAGGAAGGAUGAAAGACACAGAUCCUUCAAAGCUAGUGAGGAUGGAAGGGGGAAGAUGGACGGUUGACCUGGUCAGGUUGUCUCCUGCAUCGCUCCCCACAACUUCUGAGUGUUCCCUCCCAGGGACCUCCGAGAGAUCUGAUGGUGAUGAACUGGAAGAGAAGAACAAGGGGGAGCACAACAGAAUCCACAUAGUGGAGAAGUCAUAUAAAUAUUCAGAGUGUGGAGAGAACAUCCGUCAGAGCUCCCAGUCCACCUCCCGUCAAAGAAAGAGCUUCGUUCAGAGGGAUGGCCUUACUUCACAUGAAAGAGCACAGAGUAAGGAGAAACCCUAUCAGUGCUUGGAAUGUGGGAAGAGCUUUAAUCAAAGCGCACAUCUCACUUCCCAUCAAAGAAUUCAUACCGGGGAGAAACCCUAUCAGUGCUUGGAAUGUGGGAAGAGCUUUAGUCAAAGCUCACAUCUCACUUCCCAUCAAAGAAUUCAUACCGGGGAGAAACCCUAUCAGUGCUUGGAAUGUGGGAAGAGCUUCAGUCAGAGGCACAGUCUCACUUACCAUAAAAAAAUUCAUACCGGAGAGAAACCCUGUCAGUGCUUGGAAUGUGGGAAGAGAUUCAGGCACAGUACUACUCUCACUUUGCAUCAAAGAACUCAUACAGGGGAGAAACCAUAUCAGUGCGUCGAAUGUGGGAAGAGCUUCAGGGAGGAGGCUAGGCUCACUUUGCAUCAAAGAACUCAUACAGGGGAGAAACCCUAUCAGUGCGUCGAAUGCGGGAAGAGCUUCAGGGAGGGGGCCAAGCUCACUUUGCAUCAAAGAACUCAUACAGGAGAGAAACCCUAUCAGUGCUUGGAAUGUGGGAAGAGCUUUAAUCAAAGCGCACAUCUCACUUCCCAUCAAAGAAUUCAUACCGGGGAGAAACCCUAUCAGUGCUUGGAAUGUGGGAAGAGCUUUCGUCAGAAAGGUGAUCUUGCUUUGCAUAGAAGAAUUCAUACAGGGGAGAAACCCUUUCAGUGCUUGGAAUGUGGAAAGAACUUCAGUCAAAGGGCCAAGCUCACUUUGCAUCACAGAAUUCAUACUGGGGAGAAACCCUAUCAGUGCUUGGAAUGUGGAAAGAGCUUUAGUCAAAGUGCACAUCUCUCUUCCCAUCGAAGAAUUCAUACAGGGGAGAAACCCUAUCAUUGCCUGGAAUGUGGGAAGAGCUUUAUUUGCAGGCACAAUCUCACUUCCCAUCAAAGAACUCAUACAGGAGAAAAACCCUAUCAGUGCUUCGAAUGCGGGAAGAGCUUUGGGGAGGGGGCCAAACUCACUUUGCAUCAAAGAACUCAUACAGGGGAGAAACCCUAUCAGUGCUUCGAAUGCGGGAAGAGUUUCAGGCGGAAGGACACUCUCAUUUCCCAUCAAAGAGUUCAUAGAGGGCAGAAACCGUAUCACUGCUUGGAAUGUGGAAAGAGCUUCAGUCAGAAGGUGAAUCUCACUUCCCAUCCAAGAAUUCAUACAGGGGAGAAACCCUAUCAGUGCUUGGAAUGUGGAAAGAGCUUUCGUUUGAGUGGUGAACUCACUUCCCAUCAAAGAGUUCAUACAGGAGAGAAACCCUAUCAGUGCUUGGAAUGUGGGAAGAGCUUCAGUCAGAGGCACAGUCUCACUUCCCAUCAAAGAAUUCAUACAGGAGAAAAACCCUAUCAGUGCUUGCAGUGUGGGAAGAGCUUCAGUCACAGGCACAGUCUCACUUCCCAUCAAAGAAUACAUACAGGAGAGAAACCCUAUCAGUGCUUCGAAUGUGGAAAGAGGUACACUAAGAGCUCCCAUCUCACUUCCCAUCGCAGAAUUCAUACAGGGGAGAAACCAUAUCAGUGCUUGGAAUGUGGAAAGAGCUUCAGGAAGUUGGUGAAUUUCACUUCCCAUCGCAGAAUUCAUACAGGGGAGAAACCCUAUCAGUGCUUGGAAUGUGGAAAGAACUUCACUCAGAGGGCCCAUCUCACUUUGCAUCACAAAAUUCAUACAGGGGAGAAACCCUAUCAGUGCUUGGAAUGUGGAAAGAGCUUCACUAAUAGCUCCCAUCUCACUUGCCAUCGCAGAAUUCAUACAGGGGAGAAACCCUAUCAGUGCUUGGAAUGUGGAAAGAGCUUCACUAAUAGCUCCUAUCUCACUUGCCAUCGCAAAAUUCAUACAGGGGAGAAACCCUAUCAGUGCUUGAAAUGUGGAAAGAGCUUCAGAAGGAGCUCCCAUCUCACUUGCCAUCAAAGAAUUCAUACAGUGGGGAAACAAAAAAAGAGAAAUAAAAGAAAAAAUAUUAAACAACCCUUACAAAAUACAAUUGUAUAGAAAAGUGAAAGGGGGGGAUAUAAACUAAAAAUACUGUUUAUGACAUUUGUAUCAUAUAUAUCAUAUCAUUCGUCAACACAUAGAAAGGCAGGCUCCCCCACUUCUCCCCUGCGUGACCCCCUCUUCUCCCCAUAUCCCACCCAGAGAGAUCCUUCCCUGCGUUCCUUGCAGGUCCCUCGGACCUCCAACUGUCCUCUUCGUAUGUGUGUCCUCCCAAAUUCAAAAUAAAGGAAUCUUAAUAUAAAAUAUUAAAAAUA
Molecule: messenger RNA, 2653 nt
Organism: Podarcis muralis (Common wall lizard)
Lineage: Eukaryota; Metazoa; Chordata; Lepidosauria; Squamata; Lacertidae
Source: RefSeq, a predicted model, not a curated record